Messenger RNA from Bacillus rossius redtenbacheri, 3624 nucleotides. RefSeq names its product trichohyalin-like. Lineage: Eukaryota; Metazoa; Arthropoda; Insecta; Phasmatodea; Bacillidae. The coding region runs from base 1 to 3624 and encodes 1207 amino acids. The record is from RefSeq and is a predicted model, not a curated record. The transcript has 5 exons.
AUGGACGGCAAGGAGAACAGACGGCGAGGAGAACAGACGGCGGUGCAGACGGCGAGGGGAACAGACGGCGGCGCAGACGACGAGGAGAACAGAUGGCGAGGGGAACAGGCAGCAGCGCACACGGCGAGGAGAUCAGACGGCGGCGCAGACGACGGCAAGGAGAACAGACGGCGAGGAGAACAGACGGCGGUGCAGAUGGCGAGGGGAACAGACGGCGGCGCAGACGACGAGGAGAACAGAUGGCGAGGGGAACAGGCAGCAGCGCACACGGCGAGGAGAUCAGACGGCGGCGCAGACGACGGCGAGGAGAACAGGCAGCGGCGCAGACGGCGAGGAGAACAGGCAGCGGCGCAGACGGUGAGGGGAACAGGCAGCGGUGCAGACGGCGAGGAGAACAUGCAGCGGCGCAGACGGCGAGGAGAACAGGCAGCGGUGCAGACGGCGAGGAGAACAGGCAGCGGCACAGACGGCGAGGGGAACAGGCAGCGGCGCAGACGGCGAGGAGAACAGGCAGCGGCGCAGACGGCGAGGAGAACAGACAGCGGCGUAGACGGCGAGGAGAACAGGGUCGCAGACGGCGAGGGCGACAGGCAGCAGCACAGACGGCGAGGGGAACAGGCAAGGGCGCAGACGGAGAGGGGAACAGGCAGCGGCGCAGACGGCGAGGGGAACAGACAGUGGCGCAGACGGCAAGGAGAACAGGCAGCGGCGCAGACGGUGAGGAGAACAGGCAGCGGCACAGACGGCGAGGAGAACAGGCAGCGGCCCAGACGGCGAGGAGAACAGGCAGGGGCGCAGACGGCGAGGAGAACAGGCAGCGGCGCAGACGGUGAGGGGAACAGGCAGCGGUGCAGACGGCGAGGAGAACAUGCAGCGGCGCAGACGGCGAGGAGAACAGGCAGCGGUGCAGACGGCGAGGAGAACAGGCAGCGGCACAGACGGCGAGGGGAACAGGCAGCGGCACAGACGGCGAGGAGAACAGGCAGCAGCGCAGACGGCGAGGAGAACAGGCAGCGGCGCAGACGGCGAGGAGAACAGGCAGCGGUGCAGACGGCGAGGAGAACAGACAGCGGCGCAGACGGUGAGGGGAACAGGCAGCGGCGCAGACGGCGAGGGGAACAGGCAGCGGCGCAGACGGCGAGGAGAACAUGCAGCGGCGCAGACGGCGAGGAGAACAGGCAGCGGUGCAGACGGCGAGGAGAACAGACAGCGGCGCAGACGGCGAGGGGAACAGGCAAGGGCGCAGACGGUGAUGAGAACAGGCAGCGGUGCAGACGGCGAGGGGAACAGGCAGCGGCACAGACGGCGAGGGGAACAGGCAGGGUCGCAGACGGCGAGGGCGACAGGCAGCAGCACAGACGGCGAGGGGAACAGGCAAGGGCGCAGACGGCGAGGGGAACAGGCAGCGGCGCAGACGGCGAGGGGAACAGGCAGCAGCACAGACGGCGAGAAGAACAGGCAGCGGCGCAGACGGUGAGGAGAACAGGCAGCGGCACAGACGGCGAGGAGAACAGGCAGCGGCCCAGACGGCGAGGAGAACAGGAAGCGACGCAGACAGCGAGGGGAACAGGCAGCGGCGCAGACGGCGAGGAGAACAGGCAGCGGCGCAGACGGCGAGGGGAACAGGCAGCGGCACAGACGGCGAGAAGAACAGGCAGCGGCGCAGACGGCGAGGGGAACAGGCAGCGGCGCAGACGGCGAGGGGAACAGGCAGCGGCCCAGACGGCGAGGGGAACAGGCAGCAGCACAGACGGCGAGGGGAACAGGCAGCGGCGCAGACGGCGAGGAGAACCGGCAGCGGCGCAGACGGCGAGGGGAACAGGCAGUGGCACAGACGGCGAGGGGAACAGGCAGCGGCACAGACGGCGAGGGGAACAGGCAGCGGCGCAGACGGCGAGGAGAACAGGCAGCGGCACAGACGGCGAGGAGAACAGGCAGCGGCGCAGACGGCGAGGAGAACAGGCAGUGGCACAGACGGCGAGGAGAACAGGCAGCGGCACAGACGGCGAGGGGAACAGGCAGCGGCACAGACGGCGAGGGGAACAGGCAGCGGCACAGACGGCGAGGGGAACAGACAGCGGCGCAGACGGCGAGGAGAACAGGCAGCGGCGCAGACGGCGAGGAGAACAGGCAGCGGCGCAGACGGCGAGGAGAACAGGCAGCGGCGCAGACGGCGAGGAGAACAGGCAGCGGCACAGACGGCGAGGGGAACAGGCAGCGGCACAGACGGCGAGGGGAACAGACAGCGGCGCAGACGGCGAGGAGAACAGGCAGCGGCGCAGACGGCGAGGAGAACAGGCAGCGGCGCAGACGGCGAGGAGAACAGGCAGCGGCGCAGACGGCGAGGAGAACAUGCAGCGGCGCAGACGGCGAGGGGAACAGACAGCGGCGCAGACGGCGAGGAGAACAGGCUGCGGCGCAGACGGCGAGGAGAACAGGCCAGGCAGCGGCGCAGACGGCGAGGAGAACAUGCAGCGGCGCAGACGGCGAGGAGAACAGGCAGCGGCACAGACGGCGAGGGGAACAUGCAGCGGCGCAGACGGCGAGGAGAACAGGCAGCGGCGCAGACGGCGAGGAGAACAGGCAGCGGCACAGACGGCGAGGAGAACAGGCAGCGGCGCAGACGGCGAGGAGAACAGGCAGCGGCGCAGACGGCGAGGAGAACAGGCAGCGGCGCAGACGGCGAGGAGAACAGGCAGCGGCGCAGACGGCGAGGAGAACAGGCCAGGCAGCGGCGCAGACGGCGAGGAGAACAGGCAGUGGCACAGACGGCGAGGAGAACAGGCCAGGCAGCGGCGCAGACGGCGAGGGGAACAGGCAGCGGCACAGACGGCGAGGGGAACAGACAGCGGCGCAGACGGCGAGGAGAACAGGCAGCGGCGCAGACGGCGAGGAGAACAGGCAGCGGCGCAGACGGCGAGGAGAACAUGCAGCGGCGCAGACGGCGAGGGGAACAGACAGCGGCGCAGACGGCGAGGAGAACAGGCAGCGGCGCAGACGGCGAGGAGAACAGGCCAGGCAGCGGCGCAGACGGCGAGGAGAACAGGCAGCGGCGCAGACGGCGAGGAGAACAGGCAGCGGCGCAGACGGCGAGGAGAACAGGCAGCGGCGCAGACGGCGAGGAGAACAUGCAGCGGCGCAGACGGCGAGGAGAACAGGCAGCGGCGCAGACGGCGAGGGGAACAGACAGCGGCGCAGACGGCGAGGGGAACAGAUAGCGGCGCAGACGGCGAGGAGAACAGGCAGCGGCGCAGACGGCGAGGAGAACAGGCCAGGCAGCGGCGCAGACGGCGAGAACAGGCAGCGGCGCAGACGGCGAGGAGAACAUGCAGCGGCGCAGACGGCGAGGGGAACAGACAGCGGCGCAGACGGCGAGGGAACAGACAGCGGCGCAGACGGCGAGGAGAACAGGCAGCGGCGCAGACGGCGAGGAGAACAGGCCAGGCAGCGGCGCAGACGGCGAGGAGAACAUGCAGCGGCGCAGACGGCGAGGAGAACAGGCAGCGGCACAGACGGCGAGGGGAACAUGCAGCGGCGCAGACGGCGAGAACAGACAGCGGCGCAGACGGCGAGCCGUGCUCUAGGCACCUUACACCUCCGGGCGGCGGGCAGAAGCGCACGUAA